AUGGCAACCACGAACGUGCAGACCAAAACGCGAAAGCACAUAAGUCAGCACGGAGCACGAAAGUUAUUGAUAGCUGCUCCAUCAUAUCACGUACAACUACUCUCGCACAUCGAGCGGCUCAGUACAGUGCUUGUGUACGCACAAGGCCGUUAUCGAAGAAGCGUUCGCUUGAGCCGACUUGCACAACUGCUCAUCAUUGCACGACGGUAUUACGUCACGGGGCGUGGUCCUUCCACCACGACCACGCCCCCUAAUCCCUCGGUCACCAAUAUCGCCGGUGUCCAGCUCACCAGUGGUCCAGUACAGCUACCAUCAGAACCCACCUCCAUACCCUUCGUACCUCUGGUCUCUGCUCAACAUGUACUGCCGAUACCAGCCCCUAUAGCUCCAGAGCAGUCACUGUCUGAUACUAGUUGCUUAAAUCCGGUCGGAACUGCUGCUGCCGCUAAUCUAGCGGCGCUGCCCGAUAUACCCGCUACGGCCAGCAGCACUAUAUCUUCCGCCAUGCCAGUAAUGCCAGUGAUGUCAGACCCACCUGCAGCGUCACUUUCGCACGCUGGCCUUGACAGGACGACAGACACCACACUCGACACUCAAUCCAUACAGGCUCAAGUGGAAGCCCUUAUUAAUUCCACCUCGAGUUGCGUCGCUAAAAGGCCAGCCAACAGUCGUGCGCCAACGACACAAACUUCAUCGCUAGCGCCCUUGAUGGCAGAUGCAUCAGCAGCAGCAGCAGCAGCAGCGCCUGCCUGUCUUCAGGUGGUUGGUUCUCAGAAUGAAAGUUCUAGGGUCAUAUUCGCGCCAGGAACUGCAGCGUCACAAGCGCCAAUUAUCUUGCCUUCAGCUGUGGACAAUUUGCCUCAAACAGUUGCACCGAGCGCUGCGACAACCAUGGAUGCAGCAAUCGCAGCAGGAACCAGCUUUCAGAACACGUUUGCACAGUAUCAGUUUCCGCAGAACCACGACCGAGAGCUCAAAGAGGCGGUCCUUACUACUACGGCUGUAGGUCCUACUACAUACAUAAAGAAGGAACCAAAUGCUGCUUCUGACAUGACCAGAGAGGAAGAGGAAAGAGCUGCCGAUGCGCUCAUCGCAGAUCUAGAUGCUCAAGAUGACACGGCUAUCACCACACUAGCCUCCGUCCCAAAGUCAGACCCGAUCUCGGGUGCAGAUCUGGCCGCUGCGGCCAAGGCAAUCGGACUCGAGGCCGAUGCCGACUUGCUUGGCGGCACGAGCGAAGACCAGCAUGCCUUGACUGCAGCCAUUAAGCGUCUAGGCGAUGAGCAUGGAGAGGCUGCACAGAAAGCCGUCCAACAGGCGGCAGCGGCAGCGGCAGCAGCAGCUGCUGCUGCACGAGCGUCCCAAGAGUUGGCGAGAGCGGCCGCCAAGGAGCAAGGAUCCGUCGCCUACUUUUCUGCCGGCGCAGAAAAGGUCGCUGGGCCCUCAAGGACGGAUGUUCCUGCCUACCCAGCUUCUGGAAGAAAAAAAUCUGGUCCGAAAAAGCGCUUUCAGUGUCCCAAAUGCGACAAGGCCUUUGCUCGUGCAUACAACCUCAACACGCAUCUCUCCACCCACGAUCCUGACCCGAAUCGGUCCAAGCCGUUCCCAUGUCCAUACCCAAGCUGCAGGUCGGAAGGCGGCCGCUCGUUCAGUCGCAAGCACGAUCUCCAGCGUCAUGUAGCCAGCAUCCACGAGAAUGAGGCGGAACCAGGCAUCCACGGCGAUCCGGAAGAAGUUGUCGGCGGCGAGACGGGUGGACUCGUCUCCCUCGGUCUUGGUACACCCGGCAAAAAGUUCCGCUGCCAUAAUUGUGGAAAGUCCUUUGUCCGUCGAGAUGCGUGGAUUCGCCAUCAAUGCGAUAGCAGUCCGUGGAGACGCACUUCAUGUUCACCCUUGGGCACACCAUACGCAGCGUCAGUCUCGCCAAGUUCGAGCGUCUCUCAACGCCUUGAUGGUGGUAGCACGCCGAUAGCACCACCACCAGCGAGAUCGACCGCCGCUUCUCAGAUCAGUGGACGCCUUUGUACCAUCUCGAGAAGUUCGCCUGCUGUUGGAGGAGGUGCACGGGCGAGUAGCCUGUCCAAAGAGGUUCAGGCAGUGGCUAAGCAGCUACAGGCCCGAGUCGAAGCGCAAUCGCCGCGGCCUCGAGGUCCAAAAGCGCUGCAGGCCCCGCACGGGCAUGGUGUCCUGCCGCCGCAUCAACGCAGUAUGGCGCCCUUGCCCGGAGCUGGAGGCGAGCGUCGCAACUUCUCGCUAUCAGCCAUCUCGCUCUAUGCAUCGACAGGCCCCUCGAGCUUCUCGUCUACUCGCUGA
Molecule: messenger RNA, 2313 nt
Organism: Mycosarcoma maydis (corn smut)
Lineage: Eukaryota; Fungi; Basidiomycota; Ustilaginomycetes; Ustilaginales
Exons: 4
Coding region: 1-2313 (770 amino acids)
Biological process (GO): regulation of transcription by RNA polymerase II
Cellular component (GO): nucleus
Source: RefSeq, a predicted model, not a curated record